AUGGUUAAAAUCAGCUUUGCAGAUAAGAAAGCCUACGGAGUUAGACUGGGGAAAUUUUUGUCGAAGGAACUGAGGAAAAGAAUCCCACCGGGAAUUAACGCACGAGAUGCUAGACCUGACCCGGACGUGGAGCUAGACCUGGCAGGGAAGGCGCUCACUGACGAUGGGCUUUCUGUAUUUAUUGAUGACCUCGUCCAGUGCAUGAGUUAUCGUGAUAAGGAUUAUCCAAAGGGGACAGUUCGACUCACUGAGCUCUGCCUGAGUGGCAAUAACUUGACGGUCAUGUCCCUCAUGAAGCUGAGUGAGGUUAUAUUCAUCGGUAUCACGUCGCUAACCAAAGUGGAUAUCUCAAACAACAGCAUUCGAGUUAACAACGAAUAUGAGCGAAGAGCAUUGAGUGCAUUUUUGAACGCAUUCCGCUAUAGCUGCCUCGUCAAGAAAAUUGAUUUUAGUGGAAAUCACCUGGAAAAUGCCGGGUUCGACGUUUUGUCGUGCAUGUACUUCAAAGGCGGUUACCAUUCCAGCAACUUUUCCCUUGUUGCUAAGAUAGUCGAGUCGAGCGCUGAACAGGCUGAAUCUGCAAAUGAGUUGGAAUUUUAUGCCCGCAAAAGAGGUCUUCGGUCAAUUCCCUACCUCAUAUUCUCUAAUACAUGCAACUCCCCGCUCUGCGCGUACCACCUCUGGAAUAUCGUCACGGCUCAUGAGUCUGCGAGAGCACUUCUCGAGUUUCUUCCGGCUGGAAAGGAUAUGGCUCCCCCAGGCCUUGAAGGCAGAGAUUCAGGAAUCGUGUGUACUCCGAACAAAGGCCUAUCGCCUCUUUGUCAAGCAUAUUUGGAGCUUGGGAAAGAGAUCCACAAUAUUACGAGAGCUGACAAGGGGAUUGGUGCCAUCGACCAGCAAGUAGGAACCAUGGAAGAUCGUGAGCGGACUGUAACCGAGCUAGAGAUCCUCAAAAUGAAGAAGAUCGAAAUGGAAAGAGUGCAAAAGCGAAUCAUCAUCUCUGCAUUGGAGUCAUUUGGUAUUCACAGCGUCAGGCUGUGGACUACCACAUUCAGGCUGCUGGUUGCUGCACGUGCUAUUUUGCUUGACGAGAGAAACCGACCUCAAGAAUCAGCUCUUUGGAACAGUGAUGAAAACUUGGGACCACUGUUGAAAGCCCGCAUUAAUUAUCAGACUUCUCUGACAUCAAGAAUCUGGGCCUUGAAGCUUUCCAGCGAGCCACAUAUUCCGCAGGGUUCCAUGGGGUUUCCAACCAGUCUUUUCCAGCGACAGUCAUACGCCAAUCGUUUCAGCCACAAUACCAAUCUGCGGCUUAAAGCUGUGUAUAAGUCACCCUACCGCUUCGGCUUGCCAAUAUAUGUCUGGAGAGAUAUCUUAGCCAUGGCUUUCGAUGAACUGGAAAUCUUGGGAAGAGAACAACAGGUCCGUGUAGUUGAAUAUGCCAGUGACUGGACUGGCAUCGAGCAGCAGAUUGCUCUUCAAGGCGCGCGUGAGAGCGAGCAGAUCUGGAGGAUUUUGAACACCGUCGACUGCCUUGUUUACACCUUCGAGUGA
Molecule: messenger RNA, 1554 nt
Organism: Trichophyton rubrum CBS 118892
Lineage: Eukaryota; Fungi; Ascomycota; Eurotiomycetes; Onygenales; Arthrodermataceae
Exons: 4
Coding region: 1-1554 (517 amino acids)
Source: RefSeq, a predicted model, not a curated record